AUGCCUGCUCCUGGAACCCUGCCUGACUCGGCAGAUGAUAAGUCGCAGUCCCGAGUCAGUCGAUCCAAGCCCAGUACCGACUAUAAGUCGUUUCUGUCCAGCUGCACUCGCCGCAGUGAUCUCAGCAACCCAAUUCCGUCUUCUCUUCUUUACGAGUAUCUCCUUAUUAUGACAACCCCCAAGUCUCAGAGCGGAAGCAGUGACGUCGAUAUGGGUCGUGUUGAGAACCUUGAGAAUGUGCGCUCUGCCACCAGCAUCUCCAUGAGCCCAGAGAUAUUUGAGAAGCUCUACCUUUCCCCCCCGAAUGCCGUCAAGGGAGAUCUUAGGAAGACAUUUGGCAACCCAACUCCCAUGGCACUUGCAGGGUUUCUGCUGGCUUUGAUGCCUUUGACGGCUGCACUGAUGGGUUGGCGCGGAGCCAGCAAGUUUGCCUCGUCCAACAUUCCGGCCUACUUCUUCUUAGGAGGCGUCCUCAUGCUGAUCAGCGGCAUCUUGGAAUGGAUUCUGGGCAACACUUACCCUGCCACCGUCUUCAGCAGCUUUGGCGGUUUUUAUCUGACUUUUGGGGGCAUCCUUAACCCAUCUUUUGCUGCAUUCUCUUCAUAUGCGCCCCCAGAUGCCAAGUCUGCGGCCGAAGGCAUGACUACUGAAGGGUUCAAUGCCAGCCUAGGCUUCUUCUUGUUGGCAAUGGCCAUUUUAUCCAUCAUCUACCUCAUCUGCUCCCUGCGAACCAACGUUGCCUUCGUCAUCAUCUUCUUGACGCUGGUCCCAGCUCUGUUCCUGCUCGUCGGGGCAUUUUGGGUUUGGGCUGAAGAUUAUACGGCCAAUACACCCCUCGCCCAGAAGCUUUGCCAGGCUGCUGGGGCAUUACUCUUUGUCACUUGCCUGUCAGGCUGGUAUAUCCUCCUCGACAUCUUGCUCGCUGUUGUCGACUUUCCGAUCCAGAUUCCUGUGGGCGAUUUGACAAACGUGGUCAAGAGCAAGAGUUCUAAGCCGUCCUAUGGUGGCGAUGGCGAGGCAUAA
Molecule: messenger RNA, 1023 nt
Organism: Fusarium falciforme
Lineage: Eukaryota; Fungi; Ascomycota; Sordariomycetes; Hypocreales; Nectriaceae
Exons: 5
Coding region: 1-1023 (340 amino acids)
Cellular component (GO): plasma membrane
Molecular function (GO): acetate transmembrane transporter activity
Source: RefSeq, a predicted model, not a curated record